This is a messenger RNA of Musa acuminata subsp. malaccensis (wild Malaysian banana), 1733 nucleotides long. Its product is annotated as aldehyde dehydrogenase family 3 member H1. Gene Ontology annotation, biological process: aldehyde metabolic process. The record is from RefSeq and is a predicted model, not a curated record. Gene Ontology annotation, molecular function: aldehyde dehydrogenase (NAD+) activity. NCBI's taxonomy places the organism in Eukaryota, Viridiplantae, Streptophyta, Magnoliopsida, Zingiberales, Musaceae. Gene Ontology annotation, cellular component: cytoplasm.
AAGAUUCCAUCUUCACGAUAAACUCUUCUCCUUGCCCACUGAUUUGAAACUUCCUUGGUCUUCACGAUUUCCUCUCGUUAAAGCGGCGGCGGCGCAGAGGUCGAGGAGGAGGCGAUGGAGGGAGGAUUUGACGGCGCGGGGGCGGCCGAAGUAGUGGCGGAGUUGAGGGAGAGCUUCGAGUCCGGGAGGACGAGGAGCUUCGAGUGGAGGGUGGCGCAGCUCAAGGGCAUCGCGAGGCUGAUCGUUGAGAAGGAGGCGGAGAUCACGGCGGCGCUCGAUGACGACCUCGCCAAACCCCAGAUAGAAUCUUUCAUUGGCGAGAUUUCAAUGGUAAGGGAAUCAUGCCGUUUUGCCCUCAAAGAAUUGAAACGCUGGAUGAAACCGGAGAAGGUGGCGACUUCGGUUACAACUUUUCCAUCAUCAGCAAAAGUGGUGUCAGAGCCCCUUGGUGUUGUGCUGAUCAUUUCAGCAUGGAAUUACCCCUUUUUGUUAUCCAUUGACCCUGUAAUUGGAGCCAUUGCAGCUGGCAAUGCUGUUGUUUUGAAGCCAUCAGAAGUUGCACCAGCCACAUCAUCAUUUUUCGCAAGAAUUCUACCAGAUUAUGUAGAUAACUCUUGUAUCAGAGUAGUUGAAGGAUCUAUUCCUGAAACAACAGCACUUUUGGAUCAGAAGUUUGAUAAAAUACUCUAUACAGGCAACGCAAGAGUAGGCCGUAUUGUGAUGACUGCAGCUGCAAAGCAUCUAACACCAGUAGUCCUGGAGCUUGGAGGAAAAUGUCCUGUUCUUGUUGAUUCCAAUGUUGACAUCAAAGUCGCAACAAGGAGAAUUGUUGCGGGCAAGUGGGGAUGCAAUAGCGGACAAGCUUGUAUCGCACCGGAUUAUAUUAUUACAACAAAAUCAUUUGCUCCAAAAUUGGUGGAUGCUCUAAAAAUAACUUUGGAGAAAUUCUACGGCAAGGAUCCAUUGGAAUCAGCAGAUCUAUCUCGCAUCGUGAACUCCAACCAUUUCAAACGCUUGAUGAAUCUUUUGGAUGAUGAAAAGGUUUCCGGCACGAUUGUCCAUGGAGGCCAGCGGAAUGAAAAGCGCCUAAGAAUCGCUCCUACAAUCCUAUUAGAUGUUCCCAGUGAUUCACUAAUAAUGAAAGAGGAAGUAUUUGGCCCCCUACUUCCAAUUGUCACGGUUGAUGAGUUGCGAGAGGGAUUUGGUCUUAUAAAUUCAAAAGGGAAGCCGCUUGCUGCCUAUCUCUUCACCAAGGACAGGAAAUUAGAAGAGAAGUUUGUGAAAAGUGUAUCCGCGGGGGGAAUGGUCAUCAAUGACACAAUCUUACAAGUCACCAACCCUCGUCUGCCAUUUGGUGGCGUAGGAGAGAGCGGAAUGGGGUCUUACCACGGAAAAUUCUCAUUUGAUGCAUUUAGUCACAAGAAGGCGGUGUUGAGCCGUGGUUUUGGUGGCGAUGUUUCUAUGAGGUACCCUCCAUAUACGGCACACAAGCAGAAAAUUCUGAGGGGGCUGAUCACCGGCAACAUCAUAGCGGUGUUUCUCGCACUGAUUGGGUGGACUCGACAUUGAAGAUCCAAUUGUCUCCGAUCCAAUAUCUCUAGCUGAUCAUGUUAUCCAUCUAAUGAGAUCUUUCUGUGAAAUGUAGUUUCUAGUUGAUUUCCAGGAAACGAAUAUUAUGUCUUCUAUAUUACAUUAAAUUAAAUUAAAUUAAAUAUAUAUGUGGAUAUAUUGAA